Salarias fasciatus (jewelled blenny) is the source of this 1135-nucleotide messenger RNA. It is a transcript of the gene gatc, whose product is annotated as glutamyl-tRNA amidotransferase subunit C. NCBI's taxonomy places the organism in Eukaryota, Metazoa, Chordata, Actinopteri, Blenniiformes, Blenniidae. The coding region runs from base 134 to 703 and encodes 189 amino acids. Gene Ontology annotation, biological process: glutaminyl-tRNAGln biosynthesis via transamidation; mitochondrial translation; regulation of translational fidelity. Gene Ontology annotation, cellular component: glutamyl-tRNA(Gln) amidotransferase complex; mitochondrion. The transcript has 5 exons. The record is from RefSeq and is a predicted model, not a curated record.
AGUACAUGCUCUCAGUCAGCGCAAAAACAGCUCGCUAGCAUUUAGCAUGAGGAGCUAGAAUAGACCAAACAUUUGGUUCUUAGAGGAGGGAACACGCACACACAUUGCUAAAUCUUAACUCGGUGUGUUGAAAAUGUCGGUGUUUAGCUUUACUAUCUCACGCACAUGUCCUGGCGUGUCACAGAAAAUAGCUCGACCUUCCCUCAAGCUGCUAACAGGCGAUGGACUUCCUGCAACAGACAGAAGAAAAUGCUGCCUGCAAAGCAGCAGCACAACACCGAGGCGUCUGUUCAGCUCUCCACCUCAUAACCCCAAGGUACCACAGGUUCCAACGUGGGAGCCAGUGCCUGAAGACCAGCUGCCGCCGCCCACGCAAGUCCCUGCUGACCUGGUGGACAAACUGGAGAGACUGGCCUUGGUCGAUUUCCGCACCAAACAGGGGCUGGACUGUCUGGAGAAAGCCAUCCGAUUUGCAGAUCAGCUUCACGUUGUGGACACGACAGAAGUCGAACCAAUGGACUCAGUUUUGGAGGACCGGGCUUUAUACCUGAGGAACGACGCAGUGAUGGAGGGAGACUGUGCAGAAAAACUCCUUCAGCUCUCAAAAAACACAGUCGAAGAAUAUUUUGUGGCGCCACCAGGAAAUAUUCCUCUACCGAAGAGGGAGGAGCGAACUGCCAUCCUGAAGCACUCAGAGUUUUGACCUUUGUAAAUGUGCCUUUGGUAUUUAUUACUUCAAGAAAACUUAAUUGCAUGUCAUAAGCUACAGCAUCACUCUGAUGAGAAGUAGAAAUCUUAUGCCUAUAUUUUGUAUUUGCUGUCGAAACUCAAUCAGGGUUCUGCCACAGGAUAAAUACAUCAGCUUGUAUGCAAUUAAGACUGUUGGGUUUUUCUUUGUUUAUUUGACACUGACAUUUUUAUUUUAAUUUGAUUGAAUGGAAGAGGAGAAGCAGUGCAAUAAUGAUCUUCAAGGACGUUUUGUUACACUGUGUUCAUUCACAGGUUUCAAUAUAAGUGACUCAAAGUAAACCUGAACAUUUGCAUUUUAGAUUUCAUGUAGCUGUAAUUCCACUACAUUUAUUUAUCUUACAGUUUAUUUUACUUUUCAGAUUAAAGCUUUAACAUUUGCACUUUG